This is a messenger RNA of Helicoverpa zea (corn earworm), 813 nucleotides long. RefSeq names its product breast cancer metastasis-suppressor 1-like protein (gene Brms1). The transcript has 4 exons. Lineage: Eukaryota; Metazoa; Arthropoda; Insecta; Lepidoptera; Noctuidae. Gene Ontology annotation, biological process: negative regulation of transcription by RNA polymerase II. Gene Ontology annotation, molecular function: histone deacetylase binding. The record is from RefSeq and is a predicted model, not a curated record. Gene Ontology annotation, cellular component: Sin3-type complex. The coding region runs from base 122 to 802 and encodes 226 amino acids.
CGUUGACAAAUAAAAUUUGACAACUGUCGUCCUACUUUCCUAAGGGAGCGAAAAUCAACAAACUGUAAAUUAUCUUCUCCAAGUGUUUGAUAUUCCACUCAUAAUUGGUUACACGGUGAAAAUGCCGUCCAUGAAAGUGGAGGGUGACAGCGAUGGGGACGGGGAGAUGUCGGGAGGUGACACUGAGCGCUCGAAUGGAUCCUCAAGGGGUCCUGAUAGAGACUCAAGUGCUGAAGAAGCUGAUGAGCCAGAUUCUGAUGACUCCUCGGAGAUGGACGAGAGUGAGUGCGAGAGGCGGAGGAACGAGUGCCUGGAUAACUUAGCGAACUUGGAGCGUCAGUUCUCAGUGCUCCGGGAACAGCUGUACUGCGAGAGAGUGAAGCAGGUGGAUCACCAGCUAGCUGAAGUGAGGGGCGGUCGGUCUCAGGAGUACCUUGGACCUCUGCGGAGACUGCAGGAGAAUAUGAGGAUUAGGAUCGAGGUAGCCGGCAUACUGCGUCAGAUGCGCAUAGAAAACAUCAAGCACAAGUACGAGGCUGAGGAGCAGGCGGCACACCAGCAUUUUAAGAGCGAAAAAUGGCUGGCCUACGAGAACUUAAAAGAAGAAAUUCUAGAAAAGAUCAGGAAACUUGAAGAGGAGCGUCACACAGUGGACUUAUGGUCCUGUGGGCCCGAGUGGGGCCGCAAGCGACGCAGGAGACAAGUCACCGUGUCCCCCCCUUAUGUAGUCUACAUGCUCCCCGACGCAGAUAUCAUGGAAGACUGGCGGUUAGUAAGGAAACUUCUAGAACGAACUGACUAGCACGACACAAA